AUGCUCACUGGUCCAGAACUACACGGACAGACUAUGUCAAAUAUCCGGUUUCAGCAUCAAGAGCAGGAGAUCCCCGCCGUACAAGUUCCCUUCAUGCGUGUUCCUCCAUUACACCCAGAGUUUCCCCUCCUCUUGUCUUCUGUGAGGGUAACUGCUGUUGUAACCCUGCAAAGAGACACCGAUCCCUGCAACACGGCAUCUGCUGACAAGCCAGCCUCCCAUUCAGCUCAGGCUUGGAAGCACAGGGCCGUCGAGAAACCCAAUCCAGGCUGGCAGGGUCUCAACAAUCGCUUCCUGCUCUGUCCGGGCCCACACAGCUAA
Messenger RNA from Knipowitschia caucasica, 321 nucleotides. Lineage: Eukaryota; Metazoa; Chordata; Actinopteri; Gobiiformes; Gobiidae. The record is from the annotation of a GenBank genome assembly.